Molecule: messenger RNA, 1445 nt
Organism: Schistocerca serialis cubense
Lineage: Eukaryota; Metazoa; Arthropoda; Insecta; Orthoptera; Acrididae
Product: diablo IAP-binding mitochondrial protein-like
Exons: 6
Coding region: 408-1139 (243 amino acids)
Biological process (GO): intrinsic apoptotic signaling pathway in response to oxidative stress; neuron apoptotic process
Cellular component (GO): mitochondrion
Source: RefSeq, a predicted model, not a curated record
GCAAAGACAAAAGCAGCAAAGAUUGUUUCCUAUCCGGGAAUAAAUUGUAUUGUGCAAAAGCUCUAGAGUGUCCAGACAUAGCGUGGGUGUUACAAUAGCUUUUAACGCGAUUAUCAUCUCAUUUAAGCGAAGAAAACGAGUAGUCGAGGUGAAUCGUUAAACAGUUAUCUAUUGUGUGGAAUGAACGUCUUUGUUCGAGUGAUAAACAUAGACAGUCAACUGUCCUACAGCGCUGUUUACCUCAUGGGGAAAUGGAUAAAGUAAUAUUAUUGAGUUCGAUGUUACAAUGGAUCAAAGGGCUCGCCGUAUUUGUUGCUUUAUGAAAACCACAUUGUCUUAACGACAAUGAACCUGUGGCACGCAAUUUCAUAAAUUUCGUGUAGCUCUGUUCUAAUAUAUGAGUUGAAAUGCUUCGCCAGUUCGCUACAAAUUAUUUACGAAGCACCUUGAAAUUUUAUGCAUGUAGUACAAUAGUUUCGCGUCAACCAGUUAAGUGGCUCGGUUUUAAUGGCGGCAGCCGUCGUAAGUCAUCCGCUACAUCAUACUGGAAAGCAUCAGCGCUUAUUGCUGUAGCACAGUUUGCAGCGUGCGAGGACAAUGUCAAAAAUAAAUUACAUCUCCCUGAACCAGCUGACUUGAGCAAUUUGAACCUGAUACGGAGAGCAACAGUUGUAACAGUGGAUGCAGCUACUCAGUUGCUGACGCAGACACUUGCAGCAGCAAUGGAGAGCAGUGAAAUGUACAGGAAUGCUAUGGAACACAUGAUGGACCAUAUGGAUGAAACUUUAAGGCACGCAGUUGGCAGUCCAUGCCAGGAUCAGCUGUGGGAUGACAUGGUUUCUAUUCGAGAUGAACUUAAUUCAGCACGGGAUGCAUUACUGGAGAUUGAGAGUUUCAUGGUGUACGCGAUGAGACUAGCCACUGAUGCAGCUGAGGCGUCAUACAUGGCUGGAGCUGAAACUAUAAGCACAGCAAUGUGUGAAAGAUUGAAUUAUGCAGAACAGAUGUGGAAUGCUGAAAGGCAAAAGAUAAAAAAACUUGAAGAUACCUAUCUGAAAGAACACGAGAGAUUUAUGGUAAACUACACUAAGGCAGCAGCAACAGAUCAAAGAAGAUCCGAAGAAGGGGUUGAUGUUUAAGAGUAGAUCUGGGUUUCUUAGUUCCCUGCAUUUAGUUGGUAGUACUGGCUGUAAAUCCUACUGUGUUGUAUUAUCUAGGAAUAAAUUACACAUAUUGUAAACUGGUUGGUUUUUGUCCCGGUACUAAAAAUACUCAACAAGAGUGGGAUAUAUUCUGACAGGUGCAAUGUGUGCUUUUGCAUUACAUCCAUUCUAAAGCAUACUUUAUCAUUCAGUAAGAAGUGUGAGCUGGUAUUGUCAUGUUACCAGCAAAAUACAAAAAUAUAUGAAAGAAAAUUAUAUAAUAAAAUAUAAAUCUUAUGUUAA